Molecule: messenger RNA, 2393 nt
Organism: Phoenix dactylifera (date palm)
Lineage: Eukaryota; Viridiplantae; Streptophyta; Magnoliopsida; Arecales; Arecaceae
Product: plastidic ATP/ADP-transporter-like
Biological process (GO): nucleotide transport
Cellular component (GO): membrane
Molecular function (GO): ATP:ADP antiporter activity
Source: RefSeq, a predicted model, not a curated record
ACAAGCCAAAUACACCCCGCUCCGAAAAAAUCCAAACAUAAAGAGAAAAAGGAUCUUCUACAUUCCCACCCCUUCCCUCGGAAUUUCUCGGGAGGAGGCUAUUCGGGAGACAUGGAGGCUGUCAUCCCGGCCACCGGUCUUCUCUCCCUCCCUUCCAACCCCCAAACCCGAGCCUUCCGCACCAUCUCCAACCCCAGGACCUGCUUCCCCUCGGCGUCCAUCCGAGCCCAUACCUCGGCUCCGAGUUCCGAUGGACUCCGUUGGAGAGAGCGGAAUCCGUCGUUCUCCCAGCCGAGAACCCCCCUAGACGCCCAAAGAUCGCUCCUUUACAAUCUUUCUCGCGGUUCUUGGAGGAAAGGCGAGAGCUUUCCGGUCUGCGGCGCCGGAGCUUCCGCGAUUACGGCGGAUGGAGGCGGUUUCGUCGAGGAGAAGCCGAAGCCCAAGUUCUUGGGCAUCGAGGUUAAAACCUUGAAGAAGAUUAUCCCGCUGGGGCUCAUGUUCUUCUGUAUCCUUUUCAAUUAUACGAUCCUCAGGGAUACAAAGGAUGUGUUGGUGGUGACGACCAAAGGAAGCAGCGCCGAGAUCAUUCCAUUCUUGAAGACGUGGGUGAACUUGCCAAUGGCGGUGGGGUUCAUGCUGUUGUACACCAAGCUCUCGAAUGUGCUUUCCAAGGAGGCUCUUUUCUACACGGUGAUCUUCCCUUUUAUCGCUUUCUUCGGGGCUUUUGCCUUCGUGAUGUAUCCCCUUCGCGACGCCAUCCACCCCACGGGGCUUGCCGACAAGCUCCUGGCCGCCCUCGGUCCGAGCUUCCUUGGCCCAGUCGCGAUCUUGAGGAUUUGGAGCUUCUGUUUGUUCUAUGUCAUGGCCGAGCUCUGGGGGAGUGUGGUGAUCUCGGUUCUCUUCUGGGGUUUUGCAAAUCAGAUUACCACUGUUGAGGAAGCCAAAGAAUUCUACCCACUAUUUGGCCUUGGAGCUAAUGUUGCCCUAAUUUUCUCAGGGCGGACGGUAAAGUAUUUUUCUAACCUGCGUAAGUAUUUGGGCCCAGGAGUUGAUGGUUGGGCAAUAUCUCUGAAAGGAAUGAUGAGCAUUGUGGUGCUUCUGGGUCUUGUAAUUUGUGCACUCUAUUGGGGAGUAAAUACCUUUGUUCUGAAUGACCCCUCUCUUCCAAGAUCUCAACGCAAAAAGAAGGAAAAGCCCAAAUUAAGCAUGAAAGAGAGCUUGAAACUUUUGCUAUCUUCUAGAUAUGUGAGAGAUCUUGCCACCUUGGUGGUUGCUUAUGGUAUAAGCAUUAACCUUGUUGAAGUUACAUGGAAAUCAAAGCUCAAGGCACAGUUUCCAAGCCCAAAUGAAUACUCAUCUUUCAUGGGUGAUUUCUCAACUGCUACGGGUAUUGCAACUUUCACAAUGAUGCUGCUGGGCCGAGUGAUACUCAGAAAGUUCGGGUGGGGAGUAGCAGCCAUGGUCACACCCACUGUAUUACUUUUCACAGGAGUUGGGUUCUUCUCACUGAUUUUAUUUGGAGAACCAUUGGCUCCCUUGCUGGGAAAACUUGGAAUGACUCCUCUGCUUGCAGCUGUUUAUGUGGGUGCAUUGCAGAACAUUUUCAGUAAGAGUUCAAAGUACAGCUUAUUUGAUCCUUGCAAGGAAAUGGCUUAUAUUCCUUUGGAUGAAGACAUGAAGGUUAAAAGUAAGGCAGCCAUUGAUGUUGUCUGCAACCCCUUGGGAAAAUCAGGAGGAGCCUUGAUCCAACAGUUCAUGAUUUUAACAUUUGGGUCCCUAGCAAACUCAACACCCUACCUUGGAGGAAUACUGCUGGUGAUUGUUCUUUCAUGGAUAGGUGCUGCGAGGUCUUUGGAUUCCCAAUUUUCUCCUUUGGCCAAACAAGAGCUUGCGAAGGAGAAAUUGCUGAAAGAGAAGGUAAAAGAGCCAGUGGUCAAACCAUCCCAAGAGAACAAUGAGGGCCUGGUUGAAGAGGAGGUAGCAACAAAAGAAAAUGGUUCUCUUCUUGGAUCCUCAGCGAGUGAAAACUCAACAAACGAGUCAGCUUUGAAAGAGAUGUUAGCACCUGAAUCCAAGAGUUCAUCAGAAAACCCCACCCCACAUGAUCAUUAAACUUAAUCAGGCAACAUAAACAGGAAGAUGUUAGUGUUGGUAAGAAACACUUAGUAGCAGAUCAAUGUAUUACUCUCUAGAUAGAAAUAACAUGACAGAAACAGGUAUACUGUAUGCUGUUGCUGUACUGCUACCGCUUCCUUGUUUCCGAGGUUAGCUUAUCAAAGUAUAUGUAGCCUUUUUUUUCUCUCUCUUUCAGUAGAGAUGCAAUGGUCUUUUUUGUUGCUGUACCCUUGAGCUUAUUUUUAGCUAUCUAAUGUUUAAUGAAGAGGCAUCCCUAA